This is a messenger RNA of Polyodon spathula (Mississippi paddlefish), 2112 nucleotides long. RefSeq names its product filamin-A-like. Lineage: Eukaryota; Metazoa; Chordata; Actinopteri; Acipenseriformes; Polyodontidae. The transcript has 13 exons. The record is from RefSeq and is a predicted model, not a curated record. Gene Ontology annotation, biological process: actin cytoskeleton organization. Gene Ontology annotation, molecular function: actin filament binding. Bases 433 to 2091 code for a protein of 552 amino acids.
AGACUUCACGCUUCAAGGCACACUGUUUCAGAUCACACUUUUUAUUCAAUUUUAUUUUCCUUGUGUUGCUGUUAUCUUUUUUUAUUCCUCAUAAUCACACCCUUUUGCUCUUUUGCUUUUUCACCUUCAGUUUCUAUUGGAGAUCACGGGUUAGGAGCUGGCGUUGGUCCUACCAUCCAGAUUGGCGAGCAGACAGUCAUCACGGUUGAUGCCAAGGCUGCUGGCAAGGGCAAGGUGACCUGCACAGUGUGCACCCCUGAAGGCACAGAGGUGGACGUUGACGUGGUCGAGAACGCGGACGGAACCUUCGAUAUCUUCUACACCGCACCGCUGCCUGGCAAAUACGUCAUCUGUGUCCGCUUCGGAGGGGAGCACAUUCCAAACAGCCCCUUCCAGGUCACGGCGCUGGAAGGCCAGGAGCCAGCUCCACUCAUGCAACAGAGUCAGGUCCCUCGCUACGCCUUCCCUCCUGGCGCCAGACAGCCCUGGGCUACUGACCGACCAGUGGGGAUGAACGGGCUGGAUGUGGCCGGACUGCGGCCAUUCGACUUGGUCAUUCCGUUCACCAUCAAGAAGGGCGAGAUCACAGGUGAUGUGAGGAUGCCCUCUGGAAAGGUCGCCAAGCCUGACAUCACUGACAACAAGGACGGGACAGUGACAGUGAAGUUUGCUCCUACAGAGGCAGGGCUUCACGAGAUGGACAUCAAAUAUGAUGGCAUGCAUAUUCCAGGAAGUCCUCUUCAGUUCUAUGUGGACUAUGUUAACAGUGGUCAUGUGACUGCGUAUGGACCAGGCCUGAUUCACGGCACUGUGAACAAGCCUGCCGUAUUCACAGUCAACACCAAAGAUGCUGUGGAAGGUGGACUGUCCCUGGCUAUUGAAGGCCCCUCAAAGGCUGAUAUUGGGUGCACUGACAACCAGGACGGCACCUGCACAGUUUCCUAUCUACCAGUGCUGCCCGGAGACUAUAACAUCCUGGUCAAAUACAAUGACAAACACAUAGCCGGCAGCCCCUUUGUAUCCAAAAUCACAGGGGAUGAUUCCAUGAGGAUGUCCCAACUCAAGGUGGGCUCCACUGCAGAUAUCCCGCUGGACAUAGGAGAGUCUGACCUCAGUCAGCUGACUGCCAGUGUGACCACACCCUCCGGCCGCGAGGAGCCCUGCCUGCUCAAGAUGCUGAGGAACGGACAUGUUGGAAUCUCGUUUGUUCCCAAGGAGACUGGGGAGCACUUGGUCAGCAUCAAGAAGAACGGCCGCCACAUUCCCAGCAGCCCCAUCACCGUCAUGAUCAACCAAUCAGAGAUCGGAGAUGCCAGCCGCGUUCGGGUAUCCGGGCCGGGCCUGACCGAGGGGCAGACCUUUGAGCCAGCAGAGUUCAUCAUAGACACCCGCGAAGCAGGUUACGGUGGCCUGAGCUUGUCCAUCGAGGGUCCGAGCAAAGUGGACAUCAACACUGAGGACCUGGAGGACGGCACCUGUAAAGUGACCUAUUGCCCGACCGAGCCGGGCAAUUACAUCAUCAAUAUCAAGUUUGCUGACCAGCAUGUUCCAGGCAGUGCUUUCACAGUCAAGGUGACUGGUGAGGGUCGAAUGAAGGAAAGCAUCACACGACGUCGCAGGGCUGCUUCCGUGGCCAACGUGGGCAGCCUGUGUGACCUGAGCCUCAAAAUCCCAGAGAUCAACAUCGGUGAGAUGACGGCCCAGGUGACCAGCCCCUCUGGGAAGGUGCACGAUGCUGAGAUCAUGGAAGGAGAGAACAACACCUAUUGCAUCCGCUUUGUACCCACUGAGAUGGGCAUCCACACAGUCAGCGUCAAGUACCAGGGCCAGCACGUGCCAGGGAGUCCCUUCCAGUUCACUGUGGGCCCACUUGGAGAGGGGGGAGCUCACAAGGUGCGGGCAGGGGGCCCGGGGCUGGAGAGAGCAGAAGCCGGACUGCCAGCCGAGUUCAGUAUCUGGACCCGCGAGGCUGGGGCUGGUGGUCUGUCCAUCGCAGUCGAAGGACCCAGUAAAGCAGAGAUCUCCUUCGAGGAUCGCAAGGAUGGGUCCUCGGGGGUCUCGUACAUUGUCCAGGAGCCUGGUGAGUCUUGAACAGAUCAGCCACAAUGGGAA